GCGGAGGCUGUGUGGAGCUGACGGUAUCUGUGCUCAGAUCUGCCGGGGGUUGAGCGCGUAAGCGUCUCUCUGCGGGGCUUCGACUUGUGAAUGAGUGUGUGCGUGUGACCGCACGGCCCCGAAUCCAAACAGCAGCAACCUGCUCAGAUCAAAACACAGGCAGAGCAGCGACGGACCGCAGAGACAGCCUCCAGAAAGACAUCUGCAAGAUUUCUUAAUAAUUAAUCCGCCCUCAUUUCAGAAGAACAAAGUCAUCAAAUUUGUGUUUAUAGUAAAUCUAUCAAACCAUGGCUUGCCCGGAAACGCAUCCCUUUCCAAAACAAGCAUCGAAUUGUGAUACCACAUCUCAGCUUCAGCUGAAGAGAGGCAUGUCGAUUUUCCUGGACAUCUUACGAAGAGCUGACAAGAAUGAUGAUGGCAAGCUGUCCUUUGAUGAAUUCAAGGCUUAUUUUACAGAUGGAGUCCUGAACACAGAGGAGAUGCAUGAAUUGUUUCGUACCAUUGAUAGCAAUCACACUGACAACCUCAAUAUUGAAGAAAUAUGUGAGUUCUUUUCUCAACAUUUAGGAGAAUAUGAAAAUGUCUUGGCAGCUCUAGAAAAUUUGAAUAUUUCUAUAUUAAAAGCAAUGGACAAAACAAAGAAAGAUUACCAGAAUUCAAGUAAUUUGGAACAGUUUGUGACUCGCCUUCUGCUGAAAGAAACUGUCAACCAGUUUCAGUCUUUGCAAAAUUCCUUGGAAUGUGCCAUGGAAACCACAGAGGAGCAAACUCGCCAGGAAAGACAAGGUCCAGUAAAACCAGAGGUACUUUCAAUUAACUGGUCAGGGAAACGAUCCAUUCGAAGACUUCAGAGAAAUAAUAGCCUGUCUCCAAACAAUACCAAUUUCAGCAUCUUAAACUCAGAUGAGGAUAUCCAGUGGGUGACCCAAAUAAAUAGGCUUCAGAAGCUAAUUGACCGCCUGGAAAAGAAGGACUUAAAGCUGGAACCAUUGGAGGAAGAAGUAUUGGAGGGAAAUGCUAAGUCUCACAUUCUUAUUGUUCAGCGACAGAUGUCUAUACUGGAAGAGGAGCUUGAGGAAUUCCGUUUAGCUUUGAGACAGUAUGUGGUAUCUGCAACCACACAAACAGGAUGUUUGCAUAUUUCUGUGCAGAAACUAUCAAACGAAUCCCGUUUUAUACUUUAUGAAUUCUGGGAAAACACCAAUCUGUGGAAAAUGCACAUCCAGACCAAUUAUAGCAAGACCUUCCAGAGGAGUAAUGUGGAUCUCUUGGAUACUCCAGAGCUAAUAACAACAAUGCUUGUACCUGCUUCAUGGUGGAUUCUGAAUAAUAACUGAAGUUGGUCUCCACUGUAGGAGAAAAUUUGUGUUGUAUGAAUUUUUAUGUAAAAUAUCUAUAAUAGCUUAAUGUAUUACAGUAUUAAGAUUAAAAUCCAAACACGUGAAAAAUGUUACCUAUAGCUUACGUGAUAAAUAAUGAAUACAUGACCAAGUAAUGUGCCCUAGUUGAUGACUGAUCAACUUACAGGCAAGUGUACAAUUCAUAAUCACCUUGUAUGUAUUAGUGUCAUAUAUUCUGAAAAAGUGAUUUAUUUUCUGUAGUGUAGUAAUUCAGUUAUGUAUUUUCUUACCAUGAAUUUUAAGAUGAGUAUACGUUUAAGGAAAUUAGAAAAUGGGAAAUGUGUUCCUUGUUAUUCAGUCUCGAGGAAGUAGGUCCAAUAAUUCUCUUUUAUGUUACACAAGUUCUCUGAGUUAGAUGAAACCUGCCAACAAGAAUUUAGUAAUUUUUAUGUAAUUUCACCUUUCUUAACUUUGGUUGUUGUUAGACAUCAGUUCCAGUUUAUCAUCAGUAUCCAUCAUUGGUAUCAUCAAGCAAGCUGAACAGCCAAUGACAUUGAAGAUUUCCUACAGGGAGCAAUUUGUACAUUUUAUAGAGUAUGAAAUAAUGACUGGAGUAUAAACAAGAUUAAGGUAGAAGUGAAAUGUCAUGAAAAAUGAAGGUACUGAAUUAUGAAACAUUCCUCUGAUGGAAUAACUAUCCAAACAUUUACUAGGGCUGGAGAGAUUGUUAAGCAACAAUUAUAGCAUAGUAUAGUAUACUAUUAAAUACUCAAUCAAAAAAAUGUAAUCUCUUCAGGGUUAUUUUAAUUGAGAAUAACUCAAAUACCUUUAUUUUUUAAAUUUUAAAUUUUUAAAAAAAUUUUACUUAUAGCGUGGUAACAGGCCCUUCCGACCCAACGAGUCCGCGCUGCCCAUUUUAAACCCCAAAUUAACCUACCCGUACUUCUUGCAAACUCCUGGCUAAGAUCCUUCUAAGUACAAAAGUUCAGCAGUGUAUUAUUGUGAAAAAUUAAUAGACGUGACUUAGGCUGAGGUAAUGCAUCUGUUAAUCCAAGCCAAAUAAGAUAAAAUUGUCAGUGUGUUUCUUCUGAUCUACACAUAACUUCUGUAGAAUUUUUCUUGAGGCACUGAAGAAAUGGAGUAAAAAGGAAAAAAAAUCUGGCAGCUAACUCGGUAAUCGGUGAGAAUAUGAAUGGAGGUUGCUUGCAAUCAUUUACUUUUGCUGACCCUGAUGGUCAUUUUACUAUUAUCCCAAUUUAAAAUGGCUUCUGCUAUGGAUUGUAUGGUAUAAGUGAUGAAUUAUAUUGUUGCC
Molecule: messenger RNA, 2652 nt
Organism: Pristis pectinata (smalltooth sawfish)
Lineage: Eukaryota; Metazoa; Chordata; Chondrichthyes; Rhinopristiformes; Pristidae
Gene: necab1
Product: N-terminal EF-hand calcium binding protein 1
Exons: 13
Coding region: 288-1337 (349 amino acids)
Biological process (GO): regulation of amyloid precursor protein biosynthetic process
Cellular component (GO): cytoplasm
Molecular function (GO): calcium ion binding
Source: RefSeq, a predicted model, not a curated record